Messenger RNA from Gracilinanus agilis (Agile Gracile Mouse Opossum), 1637 nucleotides. It is a transcript of the gene TM7SF2, whose product is annotated as transmembrane 7 superfamily member 2. The transcript has 9 exons. Bases 216 to 1400 code for a protein of 394 amino acids. NCBI's taxonomy places the organism in Eukaryota, Metazoa, Chordata, Mammalia, Didelphimorphia, Didelphidae. The record is from RefSeq and is a predicted model, not a curated record. Gene Ontology annotation, biological process: sterol biosynthetic process. Gene Ontology annotation, cellular component: nuclear inner membrane; endoplasmic reticulum membrane. Gene Ontology annotation, molecular function: oxidoreductase activity, acting on the CH-CH group of donors, NAD or NADP as acceptor.
GGGGCGGAGAGAUCAGGAGGUUCGGAGAACCCCUAUCCCACCUAUCCUUGCCCCUUCCCCUGCCCCUGCCCCUGCCUCUGCCCUGCACCCUGCCUGCGGGAUAGCAGGGAAGCGGGGCGGCCUGCCCUCUGUUUUUGGCCUGUUCUCUCAGCGCCCCCUGGCUCCUCAGCCUUCUUCCCUUUGUCUUUCUUUCCCUCGGCCUCAGAUCCGGGACCAUGGCUCAAAAGCAGACUGCCCCGAGCCCGGCCGAACUUGAGUUUGGGGGGCCCCUGGGGACCGCUGCCCUGAUGCUGCUGCUUCCUCUCACCCUCUUCCACCUGCUCCUCACCUGCCACUCGGGGCCCUGUAGCCUGCUGAGUCUGCCCUCUGAGCUGCCCCCGAUCUCUGCCUUCUGGAGUUCCGGGGCUCUGCUGCUGCUGCUGUUCUGGCUGGGGUUCCAGGCCACGCUGUACCUGCUGCCCAUGGGCAAGGUGACCGAGGGCAGGAUGCUGAGAGACAAGAGCCACCUGCAGUAUCCACUUAAUGGGUUCCGGUGCCUGGGGCUGACAGCCCUGCUGGUGGGACUGGGGCUGGCUGGGGGCCUGCCCUUUGGGAACCUCUCAGAGAUGCUCCUGCCACUGGCUUCAGCAGCCACAGUUAUAGCCUUCUUCCUCAGCCUCUUCCUCUACCUCAAGUCCUUUACGGUGCCCCCCUCGGCCCUGGCCCCUGGGGGAAAUUCAGGGAACCCCAUUUAUGACUUCUUCCUUGGCCGAGAACUCAACCCUCGAUUUGGAUCCUUUGACCUCAAAUAUUUCUGUGAGCUGCGGCCAGGAUUGAUCGGUUGGGCCUUGAUCAACCUGGCUCUGCUGUUGCGGGAGGCUGAACGCCAGAGGGGUUGGCCUUCCUUGGCCAUGGGGCUGGUCAGUGCUUUCCAGUUCAUCUACGUGGCUGAUGCUCUCUGGUAUGAGGAGGCAGUUCUUACCACUAUAGACAUCAUCCAUGAUGGCUUUGGGUUCAUGUUGGCUUUUGGGGACCUGGUCUGGGUCCCCUUCAUCUAUAGUCUGCAAGCCCAGUUCCUUCUCAAUCAUCCCCAGUCCUUGGAGUUGCCUGUGGCCGGGGCCAUCUGUCUGCUAAAAGGGCUUGAGACCAUCCCCACAGCAACUGGGCGGCACUUGCUGGUAUCAGGGUGGUGGGGCAUGGUCCGUCAUCCAAACUAUCUUGGAGAUCUCAUCAUGGCUCUGGCCUGGUCCCUGCCCUGUGGGGUGACACACCUCCUUCCCUACUUCUACUUUUUCUACUUUGUCAUCUUACUGGUGCACCGAGAGUACCGGGAUGAGCGCCAGUGCCUCCAGAAGUAUGGCCUGGCUUGGCGGGAAUACUGCAGGAGAGUGCCUUACCGCAUAGUGCCCUACAUCUACUGAGCCAGCCUGGCUGGCCAUGACCAACGGAUGAGCAGGGCUGGGGGGGCCCUGCGCUCAGCUCCCCAUUGUUGGAGCUUUCCUCCCUAGACUGAUCAAGUGGUUCCAGCUCCAAGUUUAGGUGCAGAUGGCACCUUCUCUUUCACUUCAGGCCCCUUGGGUGGCUGGACAUACUCUCCUAUGACUAUGAGGAGGGAAGGUGGCAUGCAGGUGGGCACUCUGAAUAGAGCUCUGAUGGUU